GGCCUUUGCUUUUUCUCACGCUGCCUCCACACACUGUGCUGUCAGCUACGCGAGAGAGUAAGGCGUUCCAACUCCUUCGUUUGCGGCGGCGGCGGCUGCGUUUUCUCCCCGCCUCAAUCAUUUCAUCUUCAUAUUCUCUGGUUUGCUACAUUUCAUUCUGAAUCAAUAUGGCCAAUGGUCCAGCGCCAUUUUCUGAGAUUGGCAAAAGGGCUAGAGACCUCUUGUACAAGGAUUACAAUUUUGAUCAAAAGUUUAGCCUGUCAAUUCCAAGCUCAACUGGAUUGGGCCUCGUAGCUACAGGGUUGAAGAGGGAUCAAAUUUUUAUUGGUGACAUAAAUACGCUUUACAAGAGUGGAAAUACUACAGUGGAUGUGAAAGUUGAUACAUACUCUAAUGUAUCUACAAAAGUGACUGUGAAUGAUGUCUUCCGUAGUACAAAAGCAGCUUUGAGCUUCAAUAUACCUGAUCACAAGUCAGGAAAGCUGGAUGUGCAAUACCUUCAUCCUCAUGCAGCCAUUGAUUCUAGUAUUGGUUUGAAUCCAUCCCCUCAAUUGGAGCUUUCAGCUGCGAUUGGCAGCAAAGAUAUUUGUCUGGGUGCUGAAGUUGGAUUUAAUACAACUUCUGCUUCAUUCACAAAAUAUAAUGCUGGAAUCGCCUUCAAUAAUCCAGAGUUCUCUGCAGCACUUAUGCUGGCUGAUAGAGGACAGUCCCUGAAGGCCUCUUACAUUCAUUAUGUGGAUCGUCCGGAUGGAUUUACAGUUGCUGCUGAAAUCACUCAUAGGUUUUCCUCUUUUGAGAACAGAUUUACCAUUGGGAGCUCACAGUCAAUAGAUCCAAACACAGUUUUAAAGACUCGAUUCAGUGAUGAUGGCAAAGCUGCCUUCCAAUGUCAACGAGCGUGGAGGCCAAAUUCUCUUAUAACCUUGUCCGCUGAAUAUGACUCUUCGAAGAUCUUUAGUUCAUCCACCAAGCUCGGUCUUGCUCUUGCUCUCAAGCCUUAACGGCGGUCUGCCAAAUUAAUCUUAUUUGGUCGGUGACUUUACCCUUCCAUCAUUUUACAUUGUUUCCAAAGUCCAUGGUGGGUUAUUUUAAGCCCUGUCAUAUCAUAAGGUAAACCAAAGGAAUUAGUUAUAUUUGUGAAAUCUUCUAAAGCGGCGAGGGGAAAGAGGACCCAGUUUUGAAAUACUUACAUAAUGGCUAGAGUUUUUGUAGCUGAUUUAUAAUACUUCCAUUCAAUAUCUAGCAUGUGAUUUUGGGGCCAAAUUCGAUUAUUGGAUAUAGUGACUCAUGGUCAGGUGGAUUGUGGAAGCCUGAGGUCUAAUUUCAUCAUUUUCACUUAAUAUAUUGUCAUAUGGCUCAACCGUGGGUCUAAUUUU
Messenger RNA from Gastrolobium bilobum, 1376 nucleotides. Its product is annotated as mitochondrial outer membrane protein porin 4. The transcript is spliced from 7 exons. Gene Ontology annotation, molecular function: voltage-gated monoatomic anion channel activity. Gene Ontology annotation, biological process: monoatomic anion transmembrane transport. The record is from RefSeq and is a predicted model, not a curated record. Lineage: Eukaryota; Viridiplantae; Streptophyta; Magnoliopsida; Fabales; Fabaceae. Gene Ontology annotation, cellular component: mitochondrial outer membrane. The coding region runs from base 168 to 1001 and encodes 277 amino acids.